Metopolophium dirhodum (rose-grain aphid) is the source of this 1256-nucleotide messenger RNA. RefSeq lists its product as uncharacterized. The transcript is spliced from 2 exons. NCBI's taxonomy places the organism in Eukaryota, Metazoa, Arthropoda, Insecta, Hemiptera, Aphididae. Gene Ontology annotation, molecular function: protein binding. Bases 1 to 300 code for a protein of 99 amino acids. The record is from RefSeq and is a predicted model, not a curated record.
AUGGCCGAUCAAGAUGUUUCAGAUAUGCUCACGGUUUGGGGUUUAGAAACAUAUGUAAACAUAUUUAAAGAACAUGGAAUAGAUAUAUCUUGCUUGACACUUAUCACUGAUGAGAUGAUGAAAGAAAUCAUACCAAUGGUUGGCCAUAGGGCAAAAUUUAAAGUUAACUUAGAAGAAUGGCGUAAAGUGAUUACCCAAGUUAAUGAUCAAUCUUUUAAUAAUAUGGUAAGGAUGUUAUACCUUUCUCCUGUUUACUUGAUUGAUUUUAACUAUAGGCGUGUUUUGGCAAUACAGUUUUGAGCAACCAGGUUACCAGUUUAGCUAAGCAGCUAUAAAUUACUAUACAUUUGUAGACUAUAAAUUUAAUUUUGAUUUUUUUUUUCAUUUAUUGAACAUUUUUAUGAUAGCAUUAGCAAUAUUCGAGGCAGUAUUAAUACUUAUGCACUUGUCAAUUAACCAAAGGUCAAUUUACCUAUUGUUUUUAAUAAACAUUUGCAAACUGCUUGUCCAUUACUUAUUCUGUUAUACACUCUCCUAAAAUAUUUACUUAGCUUUAUAGACCCUUAAUUCAAUUUUUUAUAUUUUAACUUUUUUCAUUGCUGAGAUAGUGUCAAUACUUAAUAUUAAUAAUUAUACACUACAUACAUCAAUCUAAAAUAUUUACUAUGCCUUUUAGACUAUAAAUUUAAUUUUGAUUUUUUAUCAUUUAUGGGAAAUUUGUAUGAUAGCAUUAGCAGUAUUCGAGGCAAUUUUAAUACUUAUGCACUUGCCAAUUAACCUUGUGUGUUUAAUAAACACUUGCAAACUGCUUGUCCAUUACUUAUCCAGUUACCCUGUUAUACACUCACCUAAAAUAUUUACUUUGCUUUAUAGACCCUAAAUUCAAUUUUUAUAUUUCAAUUUUUUUCACUGCUUCUUACUGCCAAACACAUUUUAGUUGUAAUUCUUUUAAAUACAUAUCAGUAACUUUUGAGUAAAAAAAGCAUAAUAGUUUGUAUAAUAAUGUAUUUUUUUUUAGGACAAUACUGACUCUCAUAAUAUAAUAAUUGAAAUUCCAUCUACAUCACCAAUAUUGCCCACUUCUAAUGCACCAUAUUCAGAGCUUCCUAAUUUGGUAAAUUGUGAAUCAGUAACUCUUACAUCAAAUUCAGAGGUUUCUAGUUUGUUUGGAAGUGAACCAUCAACAUCAAAUUCAUCUGAUUAUAGCUUACCAUAUUGUGAGCAACCCACUACUUCUGCAGUAUCAGAAAAGGUAA